GCUCCUCCACCAACUAACUACUACUUCUACUCUGGUAAUAUCGCUCGUUUUGGAGGAAUGUAGAAGAAAAAAUCAUAAAUGAUACGACAAGGUGCACGAUGAAAUGUAAAAUUUUACAAAAAUUAUAAAAUUUUAUAUUGUUACAAUUUCUGAUCGACAGAAAUUUGCAACAAUUCACGCACCCAACCAAUCAAGCAGCACUUAGUGACAACGACAGCGAAAAAAGGAAGACCCAAAAGAAGAUCGAUCAACCACCCAAGGGAAGUAGAGGGAAAUUAUUUAUUCGGAACAAAACAUAAUACAACUUGCAUUAGAAAGGAGGUAAUCCAAGAAGAAACUCAACUGGAGGACACGAAGAAUAAAACAAUGAAACAAGAGAAGACUAGAAGCAGAACAGAAGCAGAAAAAGACGAAGACGUAGCAGUUACUACUACUAAAUUAGAUACGACAUCCUACUCCUCCUCCUCCUUCUUCUUCACCAAUACAACGUCCCCCAUUAUUAUUAAACCGACACAUCGAACAGCAGCAAGCCGUUACCAUAACAAACAACAAUUGGAAGUGGUGGUGCACCCGACAAAAUUCUCCUACCACAACUACAAUAGCCCAGGACAAAACCUUCAUAAACUUGCCAUUCUGACGUAGAUUUCAACUUGCUACACUCAAUCAAUUCUAAAUAAAAGAACAAAAAAAAGGAAGACUCCUCCCUAGAAGAAACACGAAGUAAAAGAGUCCAACAUUUUCCACAAAUUUAACAAUUAUCAUCCUUGUACUAUCCAAAUACUAUCCAUUAAUUUUUAUUUUGUUCAGAGUAUAAAAAAGCACACCUAAACACAUUGAAACAUGGAUUUAGAAAGAAUUUUUAACGAUUUGGAAUCCAAUCAAAAUCAUGAAUGUGAAGAAGCCAAAAAGAAAUUAGCGGAUCAAUUUACACUGACCAAAGACCAAUGGCUGGUUCACAAUAUGAUGGAAUAUUAUUUAAAGACUGGUUCUGCUCGCAUCAUUGAGGUUUUGGUUAAGGCUCAGUCUCCGCACGAUGGCUAUCUGUUUGAUCGUUUAGCUGAUUGGUUGAAAACGCCAUCACAACGUGUUCAUUCAUUAAAUUUGUUUUGCUUUGUUGUUCGUCGUCAUCCCACAUGGUUGUUUAAAGUGGAAAAACAUCGUUUAAUAAAGGACAUGUUGCACUGGUUGAAACAGCUAGAGAUUGAAAAAGAAAUUGUGCCACUGAUGAGUGCUUUAUUGGCCAUAAUAACAUUACUACCGAUAAUACCCAAUUUGGUACCGAAUUUCCUCAAUGAUUUAUUUGCGGUUUUCGCUCACCUGGCCUCGUGGAAUAAUCAACAUACGACACGUUUAUCGGAAGAUAAAUUGGUACAUUUGCAGCUGGGUUUGCAAAUGCUAUUUCAUCGUUUAUAUGGUAUGUUUCCAUGUAAUUUUGUGGCAUUCUUAACGGACUUCAUACGUAAAGAAAAGGGUGCCAUAUUUCAGCACACAAUUAAGCCGUUAUUGGAAACGGUGCGACUACAUCCCAUGCUAGUAACAGCGACGGUAGAGACUGAAAUGAAUUCAGAAAGAUGGAAAGAUAUACAGCCACAUGAUGUUGUGGUUGAAUGUAUGUGUUUAUCUUUGCCUAUGAAAUAUCAGGAUAUAACAUCUAUGGAUAGUGGAGUUGGUGGUAUUUCGGCAUCCAGAUCUAAUGAUAUAAUAGCGGCUGCGGCUACGACUACAACCACUAUGACAACAUUUUAUCAAUUAACAUCUAACUCAUUGUUAGUUCGACAAGCCUACAGCAGGGAACCACACCAGCAAAGAUUGCCAGCUGGUUGUCUGCAACAUAGCGGUGGCAGUGGCAUUGGCAGCAACUCUGGCAUAUGGAGUCCUUAUCACGAAAUAAUGAAUGCAAGCCAUACCCCUUUAACGCCCACGCCGACACCAUACAUGAUGCCUUUACCCACGUCGUCCGCAGUAUCGGCUCUUAAUCAGGGUACCCUGGGGGUAAGUGGUUGUUCCCCGCCUGAGGCGGCUGUAGAAGCUACACCGGAAACUACACCGUUAAAAGAUAAUCGCGACCUGAAGAGGCCCUCGUUGGGAGGAGCUUCGAGUGUUGCAAAUCCAUUAGCUGUGAGAGAUAUAUUCGCCUCUAGUCAGCCUUCAUCACCCCACAGAGGAAAAGAGUCUCUUUACGGUCACCAUGCACACACUUACCAACAGCAGCAACAUUUUAACUUUCCCGAUGUCGCGUCGUCUGUGGGCAGAGGUAACACCAAUUAUGAUCGCAAACUGCAGCAGGUUUUACAAGAUCGUCGGCAAAAUCAGAGUCCAUUUCAAACGAUUGAAGCCCAGUCAGCAAAAAUGGGCUUUCAAACGCCGAGUGAUAUGUGUCGAACACCAGACGUUGAAAUGACCAGCAGCACCAGCAGCUAUGUUACGAUGGCAGUUGGUGGCAGAUACCCUCAUUCUAAUUCCAUAACACCCUUAUCGGCAUUGACAGCAACACCCACACCAACACCUACGCCAGGAUCCACACCACUACCCCUGCAUACCAUAAGCACUCCUAUGGAAAUCCCUAUAACCAAAGUAUGUGAUCAAUGCAAUGAAACUGAUCAGACCAUGUGUACCGAGGGUGGCCUACAGAUGCCCACAAGUCGUUCAAUGCAAAUGUUCGCAAAAGGCAUCAAGAGACGCAAUCGCAUGACCAGUUAUUGUUGCAAUGAGAAGAGUUGUGAAAAAGUGGGUGUGAAUGGCAACAACUAUUCUGUGGAAUCGUCGUUUAUUAACCCACAUAAAGUUAGACGUACCAAAUCGUUGUCCUCCCUUUAUUUGGCCUCUUCGAAGACUUCACAGGCGUCUGGCGAAAACUCCGAUACCAACGAGGAAGAUUCAGCAGCAACGACUAAUGAAAGGCCUUUACAAAAAUGCCCCAAAAUGUUGGCCAUAGCAUCCGUUUUAAAGACCUCUAGCCACCACCAAGUGAAGACGUUGAUGGAAGACAAAUCAGUACAGACUUUGGAAGCAGUACCCGUGCAGAACCACGAAAAUUCUCUACUUCAAAUGCUAAUGGAAAGUAAAGAUUACCGUUCGUCUUAUGAAGCGACCAGGCAAACGCCAAAUGAGAUUCUAGAACAAUUCAUAGCUAGAGGACUGCGUAACAAUGGCAUGGAUAGAUUUGAUCAGGAACAGUUUCAACUAAUAUGUUUGCAACUGCAAUAUGAACGUUACAGAAGGGAGAUACAUGCAGAACGCAAUCGCCGUCUUAUGGGACGAUCCCGUGAUAAAAGAAGCCUUGAAAUGGAACGUGAUCGUUUAAAAGAGCAACUCAAAGAUUUCGAAACGAAAAACAAAGAGUUGAGUUUGCAGCUGGAUAAGACCAAGAAGGCCACAAAUGAACGAGAAUGCGAAUAUCAAGAGGAACUGGAAGCCAUAAAGGAAAAAUAUCAAAAUGCAUUGGAACAGAAUCGCUGUUUGCGUCAGGCCAAUGAAAAUCUGCAAACCAAACUCAAGGAAGAGUUGAGCCAACGCAAAGAUAUCAACUAUGAGUUGGAAGCUUUACGUGGUCAGGUAUUCAGUUUGACCACCGAACUACAACAUGCCCAACAACAGGCCGACAUGGGUUUACAAUGUCGCCAAGAAUUGGGUCGCUUGGAAGCCGAUUUCAUUGUAAUGGGAGAGGUGCAGAUUAAGUGUCGCGACAAGUUGGCCGAAAUGGACAACUAUCGGGCCAGGGACGAGGAGUUACAUGUGCUGCAGGAAACCUUCAAUAUGGAGUUAAAGGAACUUAAACAUAGUUUAGAUGAAAAAUCAUCACAAUUAGAAAGUGCCCGACAUAAAAUACAGGAAUUGCAGGCCCAAUUGCUGAAUAAUGAAAAAGUGAUAACGGAGCAAAAACGUCUAUUUAAGGCUGUCAAGGAUGAAUACGAGGAGAAAUUUAAAUCAUUAAAUAAAAAAUAUGAAGUCCAAAAAACUAUAAUAAUGCAAAUGGAAGAGAAAUUUAUGAUGUCUCUACACAAACCUUUAGCAGUGGCCCAAGGUAAUGCCUGCUGUUCACCAGAUACAGAUAAAACAGAUGUAGCCUCGUCAGUGGAACGGAACUCACCACUGUCAACAUCGUUGGCAUCGAGUGAAAGUCUAUCCACCAGUUUGAGAUCAUCAGAAUUGAGAAAUCUGCAACAACUUGUUGAGAAUCCCAUAACCGAAAUAGGCACAACAUCAACCAGCACCACAACGACAAUAACUGGUGGCAUUAAUAUAACCGAUGGCCAGCGAAUAACACCACAAACAUUAGAUUUAGCUUCGUCGGCAAAUACAGCCACAAAUGUUUUAAAUUUAAUAGCGGAGCAAAAACAAUUAAAUUCGCCUGAUGUUGCCGCCACAUUGAAGUCUGUAAUCAGUAGCAGCAGCAGUCAUGCCAUCACCACCACUCUUAGCAGCAGCAGUAGUAAACCUACCACAACGCACAUGCAUACAAGUUUACAAGCUUCCUCUUCAAAGUCCCACAAUACAACAACAGUAUCAUCAGAUCAACCGUUUCAAUUCUCCCAACAACGUCGUUAAUGAUUUAAAAACCUUGAAACAAAUUGUUAAUGCAUACAAGUAAAUAAAUAAUAAAAACAACUAAGAAUUACAAAACAGCAAUGCUGCCAAAAACAACAACAACAAAAAUAUAGUUAAAAAGGACAACAAAAAUGAGUUGAUGAUAAUUUUAUUUUUCUUACAAAAAUGUUUGUAAUAAAAUAACGAAAAUAUAACACAACUUAUACAAAUAAUAACGCCCACAAUCAACCCACUUUGAUUCUAUCAUACAUACAACUUUAUUAUUUCCAGUAAAAUACAAAUUUUAUUAUUUUGUUAAAUUAAAUUUAUCAAUACCAAAUUUAUGAUAAAAAAAUAGCAACUGUACACAUAAAAACACCACCCACUACCAUACAACCAUAUAGUUUAUGCCAACAAAUUUGUUUUCCUUUAAUUUUAUUUUUUGAGAAGGUACCUUUUGAUUAAUAUUUCCUAAGAUGUUUAUGUACCUCCUUUAGUCUGUCUUAUAAUGCUUUUUAAAAUCAAUAAACCAAAUUGAAAUUUGUUCAACAAAGUUAUUCUUCUAUAAAUAAAUUAAAAAUAAAGAAAAAAAAAACUACUAUUCUACAUAUUCACAAAAUCUUACUGCACACUCAGCCACACAUUCUCUUGAUUCUUAUUCAUACGAUUAUAUGUUUAUAAUUAAAAAAAACAAAAAGAUGAAAAUAUUACACUAUGAUUGAUUGAUUAAAAUGAUUACAAAAAAAGAUACAAAACAAAUAAAAAAGGCUAUAAAAAAAACUAAA
Messenger RNA from Calliphora vicina (urban bluebottle blowfly), 5312 nucleotides. RefSeq names its product Tsc1 (gene Tsc1). The record is from RefSeq and is a predicted model, not a curated record. Gene Ontology annotation, cellular component: TSC1-TSC2 complex. Bases 841 to 4548 code for a protein of 1235 amino acids. NCBI's taxonomy places the organism in Eukaryota, Metazoa, Arthropoda, Insecta, Diptera, Calliphoridae. Gene Ontology annotation, biological process: regulation of cell cycle; negative regulation of cell population proliferation; negative regulation of TOR signaling. The transcript is spliced from 7 exons.